CCCGAGCCAAGAGGCGUCUGUGAGGCUGCAGGCAGAGGCGGCGGCGGCUUCAGCUAAAGAGAAGAAGGGGGGAAAAAAUCUUCAGCUGGACAGGAGGACCCAGAAUCCUGGCCAUAGAACCAGAACUUUUGCAGACAGCGCUGUGACAGGUCCUCUUUUCCCCCCAAAUCCUCACAUAUCAUAGGGUUUUGCCUUUCCCGCCGCAGAAAGGGAAAAUAAGAGUUGCAAAUAACAGCAGGUGCAAAAAGGCGGGUUCUCUUCUUUCCUAGAACCAUGACCAGUGGAAUUGCUUUUCCCCUUUCAGUUUGACGCAGAAGAGACGCUGACUCCAGAUUCGGAACUCAAAUGCUUCCUGAAGCUUGAAAGUGAAGGAAUUCAGAGCCACAAGGGGCAGGCAGAAGGUAAAGCUAGCAUUUAUCCUCUGAGCGCCAAGUCUCCUGCUUACAAGGAGAGUUCUGCCCAGAAAGAGACUUCCUCCCUCCUGCCUGACUUAAACAGGACCCUGAGCCUCGGGAGCCUGCCACAAGACCCCUGCUGCAAAGGGAGGCUCCGAUAGCAGAAGGGAGGGCUUUGCUGCCUAGCUGCAAAAAUGGAUAAUGUCCUUCCUGUGGACUCAGACCUCUUUCCAAACAUCUCCACCAACACCUCGGAACCCAACCAGUUUGUGCAGCCAGCUUGGCAAAUUGUCCUUUGGGCAGCUGCCUACACGGUCAUUGUGGUGACCUCCGUGGUGGGCAAUGUGGUAGUGAUGUGGAUCAUCUUGGCCCACAAGAGAAUGAGGACAGUUACCAACUAUUUCUUGGUGAACCUGGCCUUCGCAGAGGCCUCCAUGGCUGCUUUCAAUACAGUAGUGAAUUUCACCUAUGCUGUCCACAACGAAUGGUACUACGGCCUGUUUUACUGCAAGUUCCACAACUUCUUUCCCAUCGCUGCUGUUUUCGCCAGCAUCUAUUCCAUGACGGCUGUGGCUUUUGAUAGAUACAUGGCUAUCAUCCAUCCCCUCCAGCCCCGGCUCUCAGCCACAGCCACCAAAGUGGUCAUCUGCGUCAUCUGGAUCCUGGCUCUCCUGCUGGCCUUCCCCCAAGGCUACUACUCAACCACUGAGACCAUGCCCAGCAGAGUUGUGUGCAUGAUCGAAUGGCCAGAGCACCCUGACAAGAUUUAUGAGAAAGUGUACCACAUCUGCGUGACUGUGCUCAUCUACUUCCUUCCCCUGCUGGUGAUCGGUUAUGCAUACACUGUAGUGGGGAUCACACUGUGGGCCAGUGAGAUCCCUGGGGACUCCUCUGACCGGUACCAUGAGCAAGUGUCUGCCAAGCGCAAGGUGGUCAAAAUGAUGAUUGUGGUGGUGUGCACCUUUGCCAUCUGCUGGCUGCCCUUCCACAUCUUCUUCCUCCUGCCCUACAUCAACCCAGAUCUCUACCUGAAGAAGUUCAUCCAGCAGGUCUACCUGGCCAUCAUGUGGCUGGCCAUGAGCUCCACCAUGUACAACCCCAUCAUCUAUUGCUGCCUCAAUGACAGGUUCCGUCUGGGUUUCAAGCACGCCUUCAGGUGCUGCCCCUUCAUCAGUGCUGGUGACUACGAGGGACUGGAAAUGAAAUCCACCCGGUACCUCCAGACCCAGGGGAGCGUGUAUAAAGUCAGCCGCCUGGAGACCACCGUCUCCACUGUGGUGGGGGCCCAUGAGGAGGAGACGGAGGAAGGUCCCAAGGCCACACCCUCGUCCCUGGAUCUGACCUCCAACGGCUCUUCUCGAAGCAACUCCAAGACCAUGACGGAGAGCUUCAGCUUCUACUCAAACAUGCUGUCCUAGAGGGCAGAUGCAGCCACCAGCCUUGUCCUGCUUCACUCAUGCAUGGAUAUUCCCUUGAUCUGGAAACCAUCAGAAACACCCAAACAUCAGAGCUUUUGGAAAGAGUCAGAUAGUUCAGGGAAGACAAUUCAUUCUGGAUUCUUCCGUCUUUGCCAUUCCCCAUUUGUGUGAACCAAGGCAAAUCACUGAAUUUCUCUGAGCCUACAAAAUGAAAAGAUUGAACUAGAAUGUCCCUUCCAGUUUAUUCCAUGAUUCUAGAGAAAACUUUGAAUGCAUGUGGGUGCUCAUUUCAGGAUGAAUUCUGCAGCGCAAUAACAAAUCCAACAGAACUGUUUGCCUGGAGUCUCUGUCUUGCUCCAGGAAAGUUGUCCUUAGCCAAGCUCAGAUUAGCCUCCUUCAGCUAGUGUCUCACAUCACUCCAACCUUCACUUCACAGCAUGAACAAAAAAAAGGUGCCACAUAAGCUCUGAAUGAAAGAUCUAACCUCAUCUUCUCAGCACCUACAAAAAGAAGACCUGUGUCUGCCCCUACUGAUAUCUCAAUUAUUUGUUAAUUUAAACAUCACAAGAUCGAAAGCCUCAGUUUCUUCUGCACUGUGUCCCCAGUGACAAUCCUGAGCUUCCAUGGCAGGCAGAAUAUGUCAGCUAAUGCCAGCUAAGGUCUAUACCAUCUAAGGAUCAGGAGACCCCAACCAGACUAAAUCUAUCUGAGCCUCUUUCUUUAUUGACACAGCAAUGGGGCUGAACUAAAUAAUCUAAGUGUUCCUUUGAAUCUUAAUGUGCCAUAGUUCAAUGAUUGUAUAAGUGCUUUGUUUAUUUCACCAAAAAAAAAAUAAUAAUAAUGGUAGUCUCUAAAAGAGUAGGCAUACCAAUAUCCAGCUCCUAGAGAUGCACCACCUGCUAAGAUAUGUAAAUAUCCAUCUCAGACAUUCUCCCGGUAUCCUGAAACCCUGAGUACAUUCCUUCCGGAAGGUUUUGGCCUUUGACAGAGCAAAAGAGUCCAUGCCAAAGCCUAUAUCUCUCCAGAAUGCUUUAGCGGGCUGGAUUCCACAGCUCAGAACAACCAUGAGGACUUAAUGUCUGACCUUUUGGUAUUUGAGGCAGAGGCACUAGGCCAGAUUUGUGACUUUUUGCUAGCACAAGAUGCACACUGAGAUGCCCAUUGAGCAGGGAGGCUGCACCUGCAACUGCAUUUCUAGGAGAGGGCACCUUGCAUUUUCUUCAUUAUCUGAAUCUCCCCUUCCUGCCCCAUAACUUUGCUGGUCUCCUCUCUCUAAGAGAUAGAAUGACCCACCAACCCUAAAGGACAGUCAGUCUGCCAAGAGCCAUGAGCUGAAUGCUUCAUGUUCUAAUGCAGCUUUGGGAUCUCCAGCAGGUGAGCAUUUCUGUCUCCCAAAUCUGUGCCCUGUCCAGAUGUGACUGGAAGCAGAAACUUUAUGCAACAUUCAUGAAUGUCCUUGUGGUUUGAAUAAUGGAUGUGCAUUGGCUGCAUCCAUAGUGUUAAAAGGAGAACAAUACCACCCACAGGGUUAUAGCCUCUACCAUCCCUGCUGGCUCUAACUCUAUAAGGGCAUCAGAAUGCCUGGGAGGAGUUGUAUAUUAAUAGUAUGAGUCAGAAAAACCUGAGAACCAUAUUCAUGCAAAGUAUUAAAUAAACUAAGUAAAGCCAGCUUAAUGAAGAUCCACGAAUGGAAGGCAAGAUUUAAGAGCAACAAAAGCCAGUUAGUCAUACAUCCAAUAGAAAACCAUGCCAUGUGUGGAUUUAAAAAAUGGACAUAAUUUUGAGAAGUACCUAAGAAAAAAAAUCAAGAAGCUGGGGUAACCCCAUCUAGAAGAGAGAAAGUUGGAGUUGAAUUCAGCAAUGGUUUGUUGAGCACCUGCUUUGGACUUUGCCUUGAGCUAGAGACACACAGCUCCUUUCACACUUGAGGUGACUUAUCCCAGACUUGCCAUUUCUAGCUCAGCUGUCCUAGUGACUCCAGGCUGCCCAGUAUGGAUGGAGGUAUCUGGGAAGCAGAUUCUUCACAGGAUUUUUUUAAAACCACAUUUACCCAUGGGUAACUGAGUCAAAGGCUGUGGCCUUCAGAGAGCUUUUGCAAUGAGAGUUCCCUGAGAUUAUUGCAAAGGGAACCACCAGUCCAUUCCGGGGACCUAAAGGGAAGUGAUUGAAUGGUGUCAUCACUGUGAGGGAGUGUGGGAUAGACCUGGGCAGUUUUCAGUAAGGUUAAACAUUUCCUCAGAGUGCCAGCAAGCCUUCCAUCACCCCAUUCUCUAACAUCCAUUUAGCUUUUAAAAAUGUUGUCAGCUCCCAUGUGUGAGGAACGCCAUGAUUUGCACUGUGCAUGGUUCUUGUUCUUAUUAUAGACACAUGUCACCCUGUGUUUAUCUCCAAAUGUUUACCUCCUAAGUGUGUUUGCUUGAUAUACUGUCCAGUAGUAAAAGAGUAGGAGACAUCACGGGGCCAUCUUUGUUACGUUACUUUCAAAAUGUGGAAACCAGUUGCUGUGGAUGUGUUAUUUGUAUUGUGCCAAUCUCCUCCCUGACACUAUUCUUCCUCAGGGAGGAGCUCUGAUGUACAUUAUGUACUCACAGUAAUUGAUGGUGGGGAUGGGGACCUUUGGGGGAGGACCUAGAUAACAAGAGUCUUUAUGUCCCUUAAACCCCACCAGAAUGCUAAGAGAUAGGACUGAGUGGGAUCCUGGGAAAAGGGAUUCAGGAGCUGACCUCAUUAGCCUGAUUUUAGGGGAGAAGUGUGUAAGUGGAGAGGGGUCAUUCCUGAGGUUUCCAUUUUUUCCUGCCUGGGAUCCUGGAAAGAAUCUCUAAACAGAAAUAAAGUACAUUUUUGACCAUC
Sciurus carolinensis (gray squirrel) is the source of this 4663-nucleotide messenger RNA. RefSeq names its product tachykinin receptor 1 (gene Tacr1). Lineage: Eukaryota; Metazoa; Chordata; Mammalia; Rodentia; Sciuridae. Bases 590 to 1813 code for a protein of 407 amino acids. Gene Ontology annotation, biological process: G protein-coupled receptor signaling pathway; positive regulation of flagellated sperm motility. The transcript is spliced from 5 exons. Gene Ontology annotation, cellular component: sperm midpiece; plasma membrane. Gene Ontology annotation, molecular function: substance P receptor activity. The record is from RefSeq and is a predicted model, not a curated record.